Dama dama (fallow deer) is the source of this 14742-nucleotide messenger RNA. RefSeq names its product ankyrin 2 (gene ANK2). Gene Ontology annotation, biological process: protein localization to T-tubule; regulation of cardiac muscle contraction; signal transduction. Gene Ontology annotation, cellular component: T-tubule. The transcript has 50 exons. Bases 53 to 12646 code for a protein of 4197 amino acids. Gene Ontology annotation, molecular function: protein binding. The record is from RefSeq and is a predicted model, not a curated record. NCBI's taxonomy places the organism in Eukaryota, Metazoa, Chordata, Mammalia, Artiodactyla, Cervidae.
UACAGGCGGCCGGGUUUAAUGGCAGAGCUGUUUUCUUUCCAAACUGUGCAAAAUGAUGAACGAAGAUGCAGCUCAGAAAAGCGACAGUGGAGAGAAGUUCAAUGGCAGUAGUCAGAGAAGGAAAAAACCCAAAAAGUCUGACAGCAAUGCAAGCUUCCUCCGAGCCGCCAGAGCAGGCAACUUAGACAAAGUCGUGGAAUAUCUGAAGGGGGGCAUAGACAUCAACACCUGCAACCAGAAUGGACUCAACGCGCUUCACCUGGCUGCCAAGGAAGGCCACGUGGGGCUAGUUCAGGAGCUGCUGGGAAGAGGGUCUGCUGUGGACUCCGCCACCAAGAAAGGAAAUACUGCUCUUCACAUUGCAUCUUUGGCUGGACAAGCAGAAGUUGUCAAAGUUCUCGUCAAGGAAGGAGCCAAUAUUAAUGCACAGUCUCAGAAUGGCUUCACUCCUUUAUACAUGGCUGCCCAAGAGAAUCACAUUGAUGUGGUGAAAUAUUUGCUGGAAAAUGGAGCUAAUCAGAGCACUGCUACUGAGGACGGCUUUACGCCCCUGGCGGUGGCGCUCCAGCAGGGUCACAACCAGGCAGUGGCCAUCCUCCUGGAGAACGACACCAAAGGGAAAGUGAGGCUGCCAGCUCUGCAUAUUGCAGCCAGGAAAGAUGACACCAAAUCUGCUGCCCUCCUGCUUCAGAACGAUCACAACGCUGACGUCCAAUCCAAGAUGAUGGUGAAUAGGACAACCGAGAGUGGAUUCACCCCCUUGCACAUCGCUGCCCACUAUGGAAACGUCAACGUGGCAACUCUUCUUCUAAACCGGGGAGCUGCUGUGGACUUCACAGCCAGGAAUGGGAUCACUCCUCUGCACGUGGCUUCCAAGAGGGGAAACGCAAGCAUGGUGAAGCUCUUACUGGAUCGCGGUGCUCAGAUUGACGCCAAAACUCGCGAUGGGUUGACACCUCUUCAUUGUGCUGCAAGGAGUGGGCAUGACCAAGUGGUGGAGCUUCUGCUGGAGCGGGGCGCUCCCUUGCUGGCAAGGACAAAGAAUGGGCUGUCCCCACUUCACAUGGCUGCACAGGGGGACCACGUGGAAUGUGUGAAGCACCUGCUCCAGCACAAGGCGCCUGUUGAUGACGUCACCUUGGACUACUUGACGGCCCUCCACGUUGCCGCACACUGUGGCCACUACCGUGUAACCAAACUUCUCCUGGACAAGAGAGCCAACCCGAACGCCAGAGCCCUGAAUGGUUUUACUCCACUGCACAUUGCCUGCAAGAAAAACCGCAUCAAAGUCAUGGAACUGCUGGUGAAAUAUGGGGCUUCAAUCCAAGCUAUAACAGAGUCUGGCCUCACACCAAUACAUGUGGCUGCCUUCAUGGGCCACUUGAACAUUGUCCUCCUUCUGCUGCAGAACGGAGCCUCUCCAGAUGUCACUAACAUUCGUGGGGAGACGGCCCUGCACAUGGCCGCCCGAGCAGGCCAGGUGGAAGUGGUGCGAUGCCUCCUGAGGAACGGCGCCCUCGUCGACGCCAGAGCCAGGGAGGAACAGACGCCUUUGCAUAUUGCCUCCCGCCUGGGUAAGACAGAAAUUGUUCAGCUGCUUCUACAACACAUGGCUCAUCCAGAUGCGGCCACUACAAAUGGGUACACGCCGCUGCACAUCUCUGCCAGGGAAGGACAGGUGGACGUGGCCUCGGUCCUCCUGGAAGCGGGGGCAGCCCACUCCUUGGCGACCAAGAAGGGUUUUACCCCCUUGCACGUUGCUGCCAAGUACGGGAGCCUGGAUGUGGCAAAACUUCUCUUGCAACGCCGUGCUGCCGCAGAUUCUGCGGGGAAGAAUGGCCUUACCCCGCUCCAUGUCGCUGCUCAUUAUGACAACCAGAAGGUGGCGCUGCUGUUACUGGAGAAGGGUGCUUCCCCCCACGCCACGGCCAAGAAUGGCUACACUCCUUUACAUAUUGCUGCCAAGAAGAAUCAAAUGCAGAUAGCUUCCACACUCCUGAACUACGGAGCAGAGACGAACAUCGUGACGAAGCAAGGAGUCACCCCACUCCAUCUGGCCUCGCAGGAAGGACACACGGAUAUGGUCACCUUGCUUCUGGAGAAGGGAGCCAAUAUCCACAUGUCAACCAAGAGUGGACUCACAGCUUUACACCUGGCAGCCCAGGAAGAUAAAGUGAAUGUCGCUGAUAUUCUCACUAAGCAUGGCGCUGACCAGGAUGCUCACACAAAGCUUGGCUACACUCCUUUAAUUGUGGCCUGUCACUAUGGAAACGUGAAAAUGGUCAACUUCCUUCUGAAGCAGGGAGCAAAUGUCAAUGCAAAAACCAAGAAUGGCUACACGCCUUUGCACCAGGCCGCCCAGCAGGGCCACACGCACAUCAUCAACGUCUUGCUGCAGCACGGGGCCAAGCCCAACGCCACCACCGCGAAUGGCAACACUGCCUUGGCGAUAGCUAAGCGUCUGGGCUACAUCUCGGUGGUGGACACCCUGAAGGUUGUCACGGAGGAGGUCACCACCACCACCACGACUAUCACUGAAAAACACAAGCUAAAUGUUCCUGAGACCAUGACUGAGGUUCUUGAUGUUUCUGAUGAAGAGGGUGAUGACACAAUGACAGGUGAUGGGGGCGAGUACCUUAGGCCCGAGGACCUGAAGGAGCUGGGUGACGACUCCCUGCCCAGCAGCCAGUUCCUGGACGGCAUGAAUUACCUACGAUACAGCUUGGAGGGAGGCCGCUCUGACAGCCUUCGGUCCUUCAGUUCCGACAGGUCUCACGCCCUGAGCCAUGCCUCCUACCUGAGGGACAGCGCCGUGAUCGACGACACGGUUGUGAUCCCCAGUCACCAGGUGACAACUCUAGCCAAGGAGGCAGAAAGGAAUUCUUAUCGUCUAAGCUGGGGCACUGAGAACUUAGACAACGUGGCUCUUUCUUCCAGCCCUAUUCAUUCAGGUUUCCUGGUUAGUUUUAUGGUGGAUGCCCGAGGUGGUGCCAUGCGGGGAUGCAGACACAACGGGCUCCGCAUCAUUAUUCCGCCUCGGAAAUGUACUGCCCCAACACGAGUCACCUGCCGACUGGUCAAACGCCAUAGACUGGCGACGAUGCCUCCCAUGGUGGAAGGAGAAGGCCUGGCCAGUCGUCUGAUUGAAGUCGGACCCUCUGGUGCUCAGUUCCUUGGUAAACUUCACCUGCCAACGGCUCCUCCCCCACUUAAUGAGGGAGAAAGUUUGGUCAGCCGCAUCCUUCAGCUGGGGCCUCCUGGAACCAAAUUCCUUGGGCCUGUGAUCGUGGAGAUCCCUCAUUUCGCUGCCCUGCGAGGAAAGGAGAGGGAGCUGGUGGUCCUGCGCAGUGAGAACGGGGACAGCUGGAAAGAGCAUUACUGUGAAUACACGGAGGAUGAGCUGAAUGAAAUCCUGAAUGGCAUGGAUGAAGUGCUGGAUAGCCCGGAAGACCUAGAAAAGAAACGGAUCUGCCGCAUCAUCACCCGUGACUUCCCACAAUACUUUGCGGUGGUGUCUCGGAUCAAGCAGGACAGCAACCUCAUUGGUCCAGAGGGAGGCGUGCUGAGCAGCACCGUGGUGCCCCAGGUGCAGGCCGUCUUCCCCGAGGGGGCGCUAACCAAGCGGAUCCGUGUUGGCCUACAGGCUCAACCUAUGCACAGUGAGUUGGUUAAGAAGAUUCUGGGCAACAAAGCUACCUUCAGCCCUAUAGUCACUUUGGAACCUAGAAGAAGAAAAUUUCACAAGCCAAUUACCAUGACCAUUCCUGUCCCCAAAGCUUCAAGUGAUGUCAUGUUGAAUGGUUUUGGGGGAGAUGCACCAACCUUAAGAUUACUAUGCAGCAUCACAGGUGGAACCACCCCUGCUCAGUGGGAAGAUAUUACAGGAACUACGCCAUUAACAUUUGUCAAUGAAUGUGUUUCCUUUACAACCAAUGUGUCUGCCAGGUUCUGGCUGAUCGAUUGUCGACAAAUUCAGGAAUCUGUUACCUUUGCAUCACAAGUGUAUAGAGAAAUUAUCUGUGUACCAUACAUGGCCAAAUUUGUAGUGUUUGCCAAAUCACAUGACCCCAUUGAAGCCAGGUUGAGGUGUUUCUGCAUGACUGAUGAUAAAGUGGAUAAGACCCUGGAACAACAAGAAAACUUUUCUGAGGUGGCCAGAAGCAGGGAUGUGGAGGUCCUAGAAGGAAAACCCAUCUAUGUUGAUUGUUUUGGCAACCUGGUGCCAUUAACCAAGAGUGGCCAACAUCAUAUAUUCAGUUUUUUUGCCUUCAAAGAAAACAGACUUCCUCUCUUUGUCAAGGUACGUGAUACAACUCAGGAACCUUGCGGACGACUAUCAUUUAUGAAAGAGCCAAAAUCUACGAGAGGCCUGGUGCACCAAGCUAUUUGCAACUUAAACAUCACCCUGCCAGUUUAUACAAAGGAAUCAGAGUCAGAUCAAGAACAGGAGGAAGAGAUCGAUAUGACAUCAGAAAAAAAUGAUGAGACAGAAUCUACAGAAACAUCUGUCCUGAAAAGUCACCUCGUUAAUGAAGUUCCUGUCCUGGCAAGUCCGGACUUGCUCUCUGAAGUUUCUGAGAUGAAACAAGAUUUGAUCAAAAUGACCGCCAUCUUGACCACAGAUGGAUCUGAUAGGGCAGGUUCCAUCAAAGUGAAGGAGCUGGUGAAGGCUGCCGAGGAAGAGCCAGGGGAGCCUUUUGAAAUUGUUGAAAGAGUUAAAGAGGACUUAGAGAAGGUGAACGAAAUCCUGAGAAGCGGAACCUGCACAGGAGAUGAAGGCAGUGUGCCGAGGUCUCAGCCAGAGAGAGAGUUAGUGGAAGAGGAGUGGGUCAUUGUCAGUGAGGAGGAGAUAGAGGAGGCUAAGCGGAAAGCAUCUUCAGAGAUCACCGAAUACCCAUGUGUAGAGGUUAGACUAGAGAGAGAGACCAAAGCAGAAGUAGAGAAAGACUCAACGGGGCUAGUGAACUACCUUACUGAGGAUCUAAAUUCCUACGUGCCUCCUCACGAAGAGCAGCCCCAGAGGGAGCGAGGUAUGGUGGGGGAGAAGCGUGAGGCUCAGGGUCCCCGCAGGCGCUCAGAAAGCGAAGGCAAAGAUGCACCCUCAGAGGAGACGCAGAGUACCCAGAAACAGCCCAAACCAAGCCUGGGGAUAAAGAAGCCGGUGAGAAGGAAAUUAAAGGAGAAACAGAAGCAGAAAGAGGAUGGUUCACCAGCUAGUGCAGAAAAAACAGAAGUUAAAAAAGGUAGUUCAGAAGAGUCAUUAGAUGAAGACACAGGCUCAGCCCCCGAGCCUCUUCCCGCCGUCAAAGCUACGUCACCUUUGAUCGAGGAAACGCCCAUUGGUUCCAUAAAGGACAAGGUGAAGGCCCUUCAGAAACGAGUGGAAGAUGAGCAGAAAGGUCGAAGCAAGCUGCCUGUCAGAGUCAAAGGCAAAGAGGAUGUGCCAAAAAAGAUAACCCAAAGGACACAUUUGGCUGCAUCCCCCUCUCUGAAGUCAGAGAGGCACGCGCCAGCAUCCGCCGCCUCUAGAACAGAGAAACACACUUCUCUUUCCUCCCCUGCCAAAACAGAAAGGCACCCUCCGCUAUCACCGUCGGGUAAGAACGAGAAGCACUCACCCGUGUCACCCUCCGCGAAGACGGAAAGGCACUCACCGGUGUCACCCUCCGCGAAGACGGAAAGGCACUCACCCGUGUCAUCCUCAAGUAAAACCGACAAACCCUCACCCGUGUCACCCUCGACCAAAACUGAAAGACACCCCCCGGUGUCCUCUUCUGCAAAAACAGAAAGACACCCACCUGUUUCGCCGUCAGGUAAGACAGACAAACGCCCCCCUGGAUCUCCCUCUGGGAGAAUCGAGAAACAUCCGCCAGUAUCUCCUGGCAGAACAGAGAAACGCUUGCCGGUGUCACCCGCGGGAAGGAUGGAAAAGCAUUCUCCUGUCUCAAGCUCCGGGAAGACUGAGAAGCACCUGCCAGUGUCACCUUCUGGGAAAACAGACAAACAACCACCUGUCUCCCCCACCUCAAAAACAGAAAGAAUCGAGGAGACCAUGUCUGUUCGGGAGCUGAUGAAAGCUUUCCAGUCAGGUCAGGACCCAUCGAAACAUAAGACCGGACUCUUUGAGCACAAAUCUGCAAAACAAAAACAGCCACAAGAAAAAGGCAGAGGUCGGCUGGAAAAGGAAAAGGGACCGACAGUAACCCCAAGAGAAACGCAGAAAAUGGAGAGUCAGACAAUCAAACGAGGCCAGAGGUUCCUGGUCACAGGACUCUCAGAGCCCAGAAGAGCAGUCCGUGCUUCCUCCACAGGGUUUAAGAGAGAAGAUGGGGCUGGAGAAAAGGAGAAAUCUCUCAACCACAGAACACCCGAACCUGUUCAGCCAGUGCCUGAAGAAGAAAGCCAUAAAGAUAGCGAAGUCCCCAAAGAAAAGCUGGCUGACGACCAGGGAGACAUGGAUCUCCAGAUCAGCCCAGACCGGAAAACCUCCACUGACUUUUCUGACGUCAUUAAGCAAGAACUGGAAGACAAUGAUAAAUACCAGCAGUUCCGUAUGAGUGAGGAGCCUGAGAAGGCACAGCUUCACUUAGACCAAGUGCUCACUAGUCCUUUCAACACAACAUUUCCACUAGAUUACAUGAAAGAUGAGUUCCUCCCAGCCCUGUCUUUGCAGAGUGGCGCUUUACAUGGCAGUUCUGAGAGCCUGAAGCCUGAAGGGGUGGCCGAUUCUCCGUGUGGCAGCCUGAUGGAAGGGACCCCUCAGAUUAGUUCAGAGGAAAGCUAUAAGCAUGAGGGCCUAGCCGAGACCCCCGAGACAAGCCCAGAGAGCCUUGCCUUCUCGCCAAAGAAAAGUGAGGAGCAGAUUGGGGAAACACGUGAAGCUACCGAGUUAGAACCACCACCAGAAAGUCAUUCCGAAAAAGGACAUCCCUCAACCAAAGAUGUUGCCGACGGUUCUGAAGGGCAAGGUGCUGCAGUCACCGAGGCCGCAGAGUCCUCUGCUGAGUGUCAGCUGACAGAGGCCACCCCAGACCCUUCCAAAGACAUGUGCCCCCCACAAGAAGGUGACAGCCUUGGUGGUCAAAGUGUAUCAUUAGCAAAAGAAACACCUGAAGGGCUGACUGAGGUAGUGACCUGUGACGAAGGUCCACUUGCACACAUUAGUCCAGCCUAUGAGACGCAAACUGAUACCAAAGCUCAGGAAUCCACAGCCACCAAGCCCUCAGAGGAGGCAGAGGCCUCGCAGUUGUCCGAGGCUGCUGUAAAGGCAGGCUCAGGGACUGAAUCAAAGCCCCAGGCAGCCAUUAGAAGUCCCCAAGGGUUAGAACUUGCACUCCCUAGCCGCGAGAGUGAGGUUUUCAGCCCCGGGGCUGAUGAAUCCUUCGCUGUGAGCCACAAAGACUCCCUGGAGGCCAGCCCUGUGCUGGAAGAUAACUCCUCACACAAAACUCCCGAUUCUCUGGAACCGAGUCCUCUGAAGGAAUCCCCUUGCCGUGACUCUCUUGAAAGCAGCCCUGUUGAACCAAAGAUGAAGGCUGGAAUCCUCCCAAGUCACUUUCCUCUUCCUUCAGCUGCUGCCAAGACCGAGCUCUUCACGGAAGUGGCCUCUGUGCGGUCCCGGCUCCUCCGAGACCCCGACGGCAGUGCCGAGGAUGACAGCCUCGAGCAGACGUCACUCAUGGAGAGCUCGGGCAAGAGCCCCCUUUCCCCAGACACCCCCAGCUCUGAAGAAGUUAGCUAUGAGGUCACGCCCAAAACCACAGACACAGGCACCCCAAAACCGGCUGUGAUUCCUGAAUGUGCGGAGGAGGACGACUCAGAAAAUGGGGAGAAAAAGAGGUUCACGCCGGAAGAGGAAAUGUUUAAAAUGGUGACCAAAGUCAAAACGUUUGAUGAACUUGAGCAAGAGGCAAAGCAGAAAAGGGACUACAAAAGGGAACCCAAGCAGGAGGAAUCUUCUUCAUCCUCUGAUGCAGAUGUCGACUGUUCAGCAGACACGGAUGAACCAAAACACACAGAAAGUGUGGAGGAUGAAAGUGAUGCUCCUGUGGUAGUGACAACAGAGGGCAGGAAGACUUCUUCCUCCUCAGAAAGUGAACCUGAGUUGACACAGCUGAAGAAAGGUGCUGACUCAGGCCUCUUGGCAGAGCCAGUUAUUCGUGUGCAGCCUCCUUCCCCACUUCCAUCCAGCAUAGACUCAAAUUCCAGUCCUGAAGAAAUACAAUUCCAGCCUAUCGUUUCCAAACAAUACACUUUUAAGAUGAAUGAAGAUGCUCAGGAAGAUUCAGAUAAAUCAGAAGAAAAAGAUGAUAAAUCUUGCUUACCUGAAGACAGUCAUGCUCCUGCCACUGAUGGGCCAGAGAUAUCUUAUGAUGAUCUGAAUGGAGAUACUUAUCAACCAAAACUUUGUGAUAGCCUUGGGUGUGAGAUUGGGAGUUCUAGCAACUCAGCCGUUCCUGUCUCUUCGGGUCUCCGCAGUUCCCCUAGUGAUGAUGUCAGUGAGCAGCUAGUUAUCCAUAAGGAAUCACUAGCUCUCCAAGACACUGGUGUGAAAGACCUAGAAGAGGAGCUUGAUAUUCCUGGAGUCGAAUCUCCACAAGCAGAUCCCCCCAGUGAAAGCUCUUCAUCUUUCUCCUCUUUACCUCUCUGUCCAGCAUCUGAAGCAAAAGGAUUAGAUGAAGACAUGGUCUCUACAGCUUCUGCUACAGAAAUGGAGGUCACAAAAACUGACCAAGCUUUUGAGAGCUUACCAGAGGACUGUUCCACUCAAGAUUCACUCAUUACUACUCAAACUGAUAGAUCAUCCUUGGAUGUUCCAGUGUCAGACCUAACAGAGACUGAUGAAAUCUAUGAUCCUCAAAUCAUAAGCCCUUAUGAAAAUGUUCCUUCUCAAUCUUUUUUCUCUGGUGAAGAAAGCAAAACCCAAACAGAUACAAGACACACAAGUUUUCAUUCUUCUGAAGAGUAUUCUGUUAGCAUCACAUCCUCUGUUGAAGCGGUAGUAGAGACAAGCUCCUCUGAUGAAACUGUUUCAAGUAAAGAAUCUAAUUUUGAAGAUCAGGUCUUGGAAGUAGAAUCCAAACAAGAGAGUACCUUGCAGGAAACACAGUCAGAUGGAGCCUCCUCGUCUAUGGAGCCAACUGCACCAAAAACAUCAACAGUUGUUGGUGAACAAAUAAGCAAAGUCAUCAUCACAAAAACUGAUGUGGAUUCUGAUUCCUGGAGUGAAAUUCGUGAGGAUGACGAAGCCUUUGAGGCUCGGGUGAAAGAGGAAGAACAGAAGAUAUUUGGUUUGAUGGUAGACAGACAAUCGCAGGGUACCACCCCUGACACCACUCCUGCUAGGACCCCAACUGAAGAGGGGACCCCAACCAGUGAGCAAAAUCCAUUUCUCUUUCAGGAAGGAAAAUUGUUUGAGAUGACCCGAAGUGGUGCCAUUGAUAUGACCAAAAGGUCCUAUGCUGAUGAAAGCUUUCACUUUUUCCAAAUUGGGCAAGAAUCCAGGGAAGAGACUCUCUCACAAGACAUGAAAGAAGGGGGCACAGGUUCUGAGCCCCCACAGGCGGAAACAUCAGCUGAGUCAUUAACACUCUCAGAAUCAAAAGAAACAGUGGACGAUGAAGCAGAGUUACUCCCAGAUGACCUGAGUGAGGAGGUAGAAGAAAUACACACUUCAGAUACCCCACUUAGCUCCCAAAUAGACAUUUCAGCCUCCAUAGAAACAUCCAUGAAAGAGGCUCCUUCUACAGGGCUUGAGGACCUACCCACCAGGCACAUGGGUGAUUCCAUUCCUCUGUCCAGUGUGAAGCAGCCAACUUGCCCUGACUUCCCUGAACAAGUUGUACACGUUCAGUUAGAUUUUCCCACAGUCACUAGGUCUGUAUAUUCAGAUCGAGGUGAUGAUUCUCCCGAUUCCUCCCCAGAGGAACAGAAAUCAGUCAUUGAAAUCCCUACUGCACCCAUGGAGAAUGUGCCUUCUACUGAGAGCAAAUCCAAAACCCCUGUAAGGACUAUCCCCACUUCAACCUCAAUACCUCCAUCGGCAGAAUAUGAGAGUUCCCUUUCUGAAGAUUCGCUACCCAGCCUGGAUGAGGAAGGUAAAGAAGAUGAAGCAAAACCACCCAGCCUGGAUGAGGAAGGUAAAGAAGAUGAAGCAAAACCAAAGUCUAAAAUCCCCGUGAAAGCACCUGCCCAAAGAGUGGAGCAGCAACCUUCACAUCUAGACUCACCUCUGAAGAAGACAGAUGGUCCCCAGGGACAGGACUUGACAAGCAGCACACCAGAUGAUAGAAGCAAAUCUGAAUCCGAUGCCAGUUUGGACGUGAAGACCAAAUGUCCAGUAAAAAUGAGAAGUUAUAUUGAGACAGAAAUAGAAAGCACAGGUGAGGAAGAGGAGCUUGAGUUAGAAUCAGAGGAAGGGGUCACAAGACCAAAGAUAUUUGCAUCCCGAUUGCCAGUAAAGAGCAAAAGCACCACAUCUUCCUGCAGGGGGCCCACAAGCCCCACAAAAGACAAUAAGGAGCAUUUCUUUGAUCUUUACAGGAACUCCAUAGAAUUCUUUGAGGAGAUUAGUGAUGAAGCUUCCAAGUUAGUGGAUAGACUUACACAGUCAGAAAGGGAGCAAGAUUUAGUUUCAGAUGAUGAAAGUAGUAGUGCCCUGGAAGUUUCAGUAAUUGAAAAUCUGCCACCUGUUGAGACCGAGAACUCAAUUCCCGAGGACAUCUUUGACACAAGGCCCAUUUGGGAUGAGUCCAUUGAGACUCUGAUUGAACGCAUCCCUGAUGAAAAUGGCCAUGACAAUGCUGAAGAUCAACAGGAUGAGCAGGAACGGAUUGAGGAAAGGCUGGCAUAUAUUGCAGAUCACCUUGGCUUCAGCUGGACAGAAUUAGCAAGAGAACUGGACUUCACUGAAGAGCAAAUUCAUCAAAUUCGAAUUGAGAACCCUAACUCCCUCCAGGAUCAGAGUCAUGCACUAUUGAAGUACUGGCUAGAAAGGGAUGGGAAACAUGCAACAGAUACCAGUCUAAUUGAAUGUCUCACCAAGAUCAACCGAAUGGAUAUUGUUCAUCUCAUGGAGACCAGCACAGAAUCUCUCCAGGAGCGCAUCAGUCAUAGCUAUGCAGAGAUUGAGCAGACCAUUGCACUGGAUCAUAGUGAAGGGUUCUCAGUGCUGCAAGAGGAGCUACGCACUGCCCAGCACAAACAGAAAGAGGAGCAUGCUGCUUCUAAAGAGGACGAGACCUCUGACCACCCUCCCAUCGUCUCAGAGGAAGACAUUUCUGUUGGUUACUCCACUUUUCAGGAUGGCAUCCCCAAAACUGAGGGCGAUGGCUCCACAACAGAGCUCCUUCCCCAGACUCACAAGGAGCAAGUUCAACAGGAUUUCUCAGGGAAAAUGCAAGACCUGCCUGAGGAGUCAUCUCUUGAACAGCAAGAAUACUUCGUGACAACCCCAGGGACAGAAAUGUCAGAGACUCUGAAGGCCGCGGGAACAUCUGGCUCCCCCGCCAAGACACCCGAGGAAAUUGUCACCCCUCCCGAGGAGGAGAGGCUGUAUCUCCAGACCCCGACGUCGAGUGAGCGGGGAGGCUCUCCAGUCGUGCAGGAACCUGAGGAGCCCCCCGAAUGCAGGGAGGAGAGUUCACCUCGGAAAAGCAGCCUCGUGAUCGUGGAGUCGGCCGAGGACCAGCCGCAGGCCUUCGAGAGGCUUGAUGAAGAUGAUGCUUUUCAAAAGGAGCUAACAGAGGAAUUAGGUGAGCUGGAGGCCAGCUCAGAUGAGGAGGCGAUGGUAACAACCAGGGUUGUCCGCCGACGAGUGAUUAUUCAGGGAGAUGAUAUGCCUGACAUACCCCCAGAAACAGUCACAGAAGAAGAAUACAUCGAUGAGCAUGGACACACCGUGGUAAAGAAGGUUACUAGGAAAAUCAUCAGGCGGUUCAUCUCCUCUGACGGCACAGAGAAAGAAGAGAUAACGAUGCAGGGAACACCGCAGGAUUCUAUCAAUAUUGAAGAAGGGGAUGGCUAUUCCAAAGUCAUAAAGCGCAUUGUAUUGAAGAGUGACACCGAGCAGUCAGAGGUGACUUUGUCUGAGCCCAGCAUUUUGUCCAGCACCUCACAAUUUCAGGCUGAACCAGUGGAAGGCCGUAGAGUCAGCAAAGUUGUUAAGACCACUAUGGUACAUGGAGAGAGGAUGGAGAAACAUCUGGGGGAUUCUAGUUUAGCCACUGAUCUUCCUUCUGCCAAAGAUGACUUUGAAGAGGCUCUGAGUUACACAGGUAGCCACAUGAAAGUCUACUCCCCCAGUUUAGUAGAGAAUGAAGUCCUGAAGGAGGAUGGAUCAAUAAUUAGAAGAAUCCUUUUUCGAAAUCUCAUGAGUCAUUUAAAUAGGAGAGCCAUGUUUAAAAGAAAGAAGUCCAGAGAUGGCUGUAGUUGUUCUGAUAGCCCAGUACAGAAGCGUCGACAGACAACAAUGAGUAAAGCUAGAACCCAGAAGAGGGCUGUGGUGAAGGACCAGCAGGGAAAACGCAUUUACUUGGAGCACCUGGAGGAUGUCCCAGAAGCACUAGACCAGGACGACCUCCAGCACGACCUCCAGCAACUCCUUCGGCAUUUCUGCAAGGAGGACUCAAAGCAAGAGGCCCAGUGAGGGGCUGCCCAAUUCUCACACCAGAAACCACACAUUCACUCAAUAUGCAACUUCCCGUUUCAUUAGAGGAGUGACCUAACUGGCCUGAUUAAUGGGAUACCCUGACGUUUCACUUUUAGCAAACAUGCGGCAUUUGGUUUGAGUUUUUCCCCAUCCUCUUUAACUGUAAGCUAAUUUGUGACCAAAGAUAGCAUCCCUCAUUCUGGAUGCUGUGUCCGCAACUUUGUUGUGUCUGUGCUUACCUGGGACCUGGCCACCGCCAUUGUUCUUCUUGGCUUCUGCACAAGCUCCAUGAAAAUCCAUUCAACGGGAGAACUUCACCUGCAGACCUCUUCAGAUGAUGACACAUAGGAAUCCUUCCAAGAGAUACCCGUGUACGAUGUAUAUAGCUAGUGCUCAGACGAACACUACAUUAAAAUUAAAACCACUGCCUAUCCUGACUACACUGGGCAUCACGGAGUAAAAGGCCUCUAGAGGAAUUGCUGAACUAUGGUUCAUUAAGAUAUUGCUAACACAAUCGAAUGGUAAUACAGUUCUACCACAAAAGAAGCACUUCAGACCUACCAUGUCCUUAGAAUUUCCACAGUAGCCCUGGCUCCUAGUUAAAGAUGGGUCAUAACCUUGAAGAACUGUCCUGACUAAGCACUUCCUGCUGGUGCUGGCCAGCCAUGAUUUAUGACUCUCCAGCCGUCACCGAGGGCGGGGAGGCGGGGAGCCAAGGCAACGAGAUGAAGCAGUGAGGUGUUCAGUUGCCAGCAGCAGCAUCCCACAGCUGUCUAGCAUCUUCAGGUCCUUUAGAUUGGGGACGUGUUGGCAGGGUAUUUUGAAAAGCUAUAACUACUGUAGUUUUCCAGUUUUCAUUGCUGCUUUAGCAAACCACGCUGUCUUAUUGGUGGUACUCUCUCCUGGCCACUGCACUGUAGAUAAUUCAUCGGAAGCAAGAUUUGCCCAACACAAAUGGUUGAACUCCUUCACCAUGUUGAAGUGAUUUCUUUCUUUCUUUUUUUUUUUCCCUCCAGGUUUAUAUCUUCUCUAAUACCUGCAUGUAGCAUUUAAGAAUCAAACCACAAACCCCUCUUCUAAUCACAUCGAUGGUUUUCAUUCUUUUUACCCUCAGCAAGCACUUUUCACUUUUCUGCUAGGUCUGUUUUUUAGCUUGCAGACGAGAUUGAGAAAUCCUGAAAAAUUUGGUUUGGGUUUAAAAUUUUUAGUUUAUUUAUUUGAAAUCCAAACUCCCUUGAAAACUCUGAAGUGCAUUUGUGCACUUUGCUGUCUGUUUGUUUCAAAGAAGGGACUUUAAUCAUCUGAGUGAUUUCCAUGUCCUAUUCCUCAUUCCUCUAGUGGUUGAAGCUGUGUAGCAUUUUAACAUAUAUAUAUUCACAAAUAUAUUCAUAUAAACAGUAUACAUUUUGAAUCAGUUAUUUGUUAAAGAAAAGUAUAUUCAAUGAAGAUGAAAUUUAAAAAUUUUAAAAACCAGAGUCUAUCCUCCAGGGAUUGAACAUUUUCCAAUUCUAUCUGGUCUUUUCCUGUUGUGCAAAAAUGACUCAUUGUUCCGAAAGAUGACAAACAAUGGUACUUCAUCAUUUCAAGUAAUGUUGCCAAGAGAGAAAAUUUCCUGGGAGGGAGGUUUCCCACAAGCCAAAUCUCCUAAGCCUCAAAUGAUAGCACUUUUUGGCAAUUGGAUAGGAAAUAAAGCAUUCUUUGGCAGCCAAAAUGAGGGAGGCCAGCGGUGAAACUUUUUGAGCACACCAUGGCCUUCUUGUCCAAACCUUCACUGGAGCUCAAGAAAAGCAUUUCUGUUGUGUUAUUUGCAGUGCAGAUGAUGUCUGUGUAACAACAUAAUGGUUAUUCACCUUUUUUUUUUUUUUUUUUUUGGUUUUGAUUUUUGCUGUGUAAUCAAAAAACUUGAAUACUGUGAGAAGAAGUGAAUUUUCAGUUGAUGAAUCAGCAUCUUGUUCCCAUGGUGAUAACACUAAUUGAAUAUAUCUAUGAGGGCAUGUAUUAGUUAACGGAAAAAAAUACAACACUAACAAUACAUAGCUGCAAUGUGUACAAUGGCUGAUUUAAUUAAAUAAAAUGUACAAGUGUUAAAUGUG